This is a messenger RNA of Molossus molossus (Pallas's mastiff bat), 1988 nucleotides long. RefSeq names its product ciliary neurotrophic factor receptor (gene CNTFR). The transcript has 10 exons. The coding region runs from base 224 to 1342 and encodes 372 amino acids. Gene Ontology annotation, molecular function: ciliary neurotrophic factor receptor activity; cytokine binding. The record is from RefSeq and is a predicted model, not a curated record. Gene Ontology annotation, biological process: cytokine-mediated signaling pathway. Gene Ontology annotation, cellular component: ciliary neurotrophic factor receptor complex; external side of plasma membrane; membrane. Lineage: Eukaryota; Metazoa; Chordata; Mammalia; Chiroptera; Molossidae.
CAGCCGGCGCGGCGCAGGGCUCGGCGGCAGGAUCCGGCAGCAGUGUUAGCUCCGCGCUCCCUGCCGGGGGCGAUAGAAGGACGAGGCGCGGAGCCCCGACUGUCCAGGGCGCGAAUUCAGUCUUGUCACAUCAUCCGCCCCCUUGGUUUUGGAAGUCUCAGGAAGAGUUUGGUCUGGAGGAGGAGGACAUUGAUGUGCUCGGUGUGUGGCCAGUGGUAAAGAGAUGGCCGUUCCUGUCCCAUGGGCCUGCUGUGCUGUGCUUGCUGCCACUACUGCUAUUGUCUACGCCCAGAGACACAGUCCUCAGGAGGCACCCCAUGUGCAGUAUGAGCGCCUGGGCUCAGAUGUGACUCUGCCUUGUGGGACAGCCAACUGGGAUGCAGCUGUGACGUGGCAGGUAAACGGGACAGACCUGGCCCCUGACCUACUCAAUGGCUCUCAGCUCGUGCUCCGUGGCCUGGAACUGGGCCACAGCGGCCUCUACGCCUGUUUCCACCAUGACUCCUGGCACCCGCGCCACCAAGUUCUCCUACAUGUGGGCUUGCCGCCACGGGAGCCUGUGCUCAGCUGCCGCUCUAACACUUACCCCAAGGGUUUCUACUGCAGCUGGCAUCUGCCUGCCCCCACCUACAUCCCCAACACCUUCAAUGUGACUGUGAUGCACGGAUCCAAAAUUAUGGUCUGUGAGAAGGACCCAGCCCUCAAGAACCGCUGUCACAUCCGCUACAUGCACCUGUUCUCCACCAUCAAGUACAAGGUCUCGAUAAGUGUCAGCAAUGCCCUGGGCCACAACGCCACAGCUAUCACCUUCGACGAGUUCACCAUUGUGAAGCCUGAUCCUCCAGAAAACGUGGUAGCCCGGCCGGUGCCCAGCAACCCUCGCCGGCUAGAGGUGACAUGGCAGACCCCCUCCACCUGGCCCGACCCUGAAUCCUUUCCUCUCAAGUUCUUUCUGCGCUACCGACCCCUCAUUCUGGACCAGUGGCAGCAUGUGGAGCUGUCUGAUGGCACAGCACACACCAUCACAGAUGCCUAUGCUGGGAAGGAGUACAUCAUCCAGGUGGCGGCCAAGGACAAUGAGAUUGGGACGUGGAGUGACUGGAGCGUGGCUGCCCAUGCCACACCCUGGACUGAGGAGCCACGACACCUCACCACGGAGGCCCAAGCUCCGGAGACCACGACCAGCACCACCAGCUCACUGGCACCCCCGCCCACCACGAAGAUCUGUGACCCCGGGGAGCUGGGCAGCGGCGGAGGACCCUCAGCACCCUUCUUGAUCAGUGUCCCUGUCACUCUGGCCCUGGCUGCCGCUGCUGCCACUGCCAGCAGUCUCCUGAUCUGAGCCCGGCAUCCCACGAGGACAUGCCAGCGCACCUGCAGAGGAGCAGGAGGCCGGAGCUGAGCCCGCAGACCCCGGUUUCUAUUUUGCACACGGGCAGGAGGACCUUCUGCAUUCUUUUCAGACACAAUUUGUAGAGACCCCGGCAGGCCCGGGCCUGCCGCCCCCUAGCCCCACCACACCACACCGGUCCUCCACCCUCCCUUAGGGGAGGAGGACCACGCAGCUAACCCACCCACCAAAGAUCACCUCACCCCGACCCUGCCCCCUCGGGCUGGACCCUCCAACGCCAGCGACUCCCAGGAGCCCUCGGGGGGCCUGAGGGGAUCCUCUGACAUCUACAACUUCUCCUUCUGCCCCAGCCUCCUGUCUCUCCCAGGGUCUCUGUUGCCACCAUCAGAUUAUAAGCUCCUGACACUGGGGGGGCCCAGCCAUCCCCCUCCCCCCAGCGCCCAUACUUUUCAGUCCCUCACCUCUUUUCCUGUUUUGUACAACCUUUUCCUUUCCCUGCUCCAACCCCACAGUAUUUAAUGCCCUGUCAGUCCCUUCUAGUCUGACUCAAUGGUAACUUGCUGUAUUUGAAUUUUUUAUAGAUGUAUAUACAGGGGUGGGGAGUGGGGGGUUCUCAUUAAACGUCACCAUUUCAUGA